This is a messenger RNA of Fundulus heteroclitus (mummichog), 1691 nucleotides long. It is a transcript of the gene fam169b, whose product is annotated as family with sequence similarity 169 member B. NCBI's taxonomy places the organism in Eukaryota, Metazoa, Chordata, Actinopteri, Cyprinodontiformes, Fundulidae. The record is from RefSeq and is a predicted model, not a curated record. The transcript has 8 exons. Bases 167 to 1249 code for a protein of 360 amino acids.
UCGGGUCAGAGUAUGUUUUUAUGGAAUGUGUAUUAUUGCUAUCUUUGGGUGAGACGAUCUGUCAUGACGUGGUGACGUGUCGUUUUCGUUGCAAUCGCUGUUUUAAGACGCACGGCUGUUUUCUGGGAACAACAACAACACACCUAGAAAUCACGACCUUCAUGCCAUGUAUCCUGUUGAUCUGCCAUCUGUGGACGACACUGAGCUGACAUCCGCAUCUGAGAAUUACCUGGCGUCCCUGAACGCAACGCCUCCCAGCAAUGAGACAUCUGAAAAGAGCGCCAUAACACCAGCCAACGUCAGCCAGUUCCACCUGUUUGAGGACGACCACCCCGACUGUACUGUGUUGGCGCUUCAUCCUCCUCAUGAUCCAACACAAGUCUUGGCUUUAUACCUGCAUGAGAAGUGGUGGCGAUUGGACGACGUGCUACGGACCUCCAGUAAAUCCAGAAGUGGCUUGCAGCCAGUGCAGUCAGUUACGGAGCGUCUGAUCGUGUUCCUGCUCAGCCGGGUGGUGGAGAGGCCUCAGUCACACGGAGAGGUGUCGUUCUCCCCGCACCCACGCACAGAGAGCUGCAAAGUGCUGUGGGAGGACGGACAGGCGGUCGGCUUCUACUCCGUCAAACACAAAGGCAAACUCUGUGACAGCUGGAGCAGCCGCUGCUACCUGCUGCCCGUCCUGGACACCGUGCUGGUGAGGCCAAGCUGCAGGAGGAGAGGCUUCGGCCUUCAGAUCCUGCAUGACUUCUGCUCCUCGUUCUCCUCAGAGGACUUCCUCGGAGUCAGCUCCCCCUUAUCGUCCAGCAUGGCGGCAGUGAUCAGGAGGUUUCUGCAGCAGCACGAGGAGCAUCGGGAGCGUCUGUACGAGGUAGAGGCGCCAGGAGGCUGGACUCAGAGAAGAAACAUCUGGCUCAACAUUCAGCUCGGUUUCUACGCGUCUGAGCAGCUGGCACCAGGGAUUACGGGGGGAGCUGCCCUGGCCUCGGUUAGCACCUGUAACUCGAACGCUCCCCUGGCGACGGCCUCCUCUCGGCUCUGUGACAUGAACCAGGAAGGAAGCUCCCCGAGCAGCGGUACCUCCGGGAAAGGAUGUAGCUCUGCAGCCCACGCCGAUGUUCUGGAUUUUAAAUUUCCCGACAGGCCCCGAAACGUGGGGGGAAAAAUUCGAUCAAAGAAGCCCAGAAGAGAAAACACAGGAGAGAUGCAAAAAAGGUCCAAAAGAGCCAGGAGAACAUCUGUAGACGACUAAAAAACACAAAGUCGUUGUGCAACAUCAGACUCCAGAAGGAGCUGUUCAUGUGCUCUCUGCAUUUCGCUUUCACUCAAUUCAGCUAUAAGGUUUUAGCUUCUUUGGAGUUCCUCUGGUCCAAUUUCUGUUCAUCCUGUGGUGAUUUUAUUCCUCAUGGGUUACUUUAUGCUUCUUUAUACAGAUUUUAUACAGGUAAGGUUUUAAUUUAGUCAUUUAGUGUCACACUUUUAGGACACUCUUAAACGGGGUUCCCACUGCUUGCACUUGAAUUUAGUACUUUUUAGAUCUGCAGGAGUAAGAGAAAUCAUUUAGAAAUAGUAGAAUUAUACUUUCCAUCUCUUCUUUUUCCCUUUUUCAGAUGAAAGAAAGUUCUCCUCUGCUUCAACACUUUCUGAAUUAACCAAAUCUGUAAUCCUCAGGUCCACAGAUGUUUGGUUUGUUU